UUGUGGGUUGCGUGGUUUCCCUCAGAGAUUUUUCACCUCACCAGGGCGCGAGAAUCUUGGAAACAGCCACCAGGGUGGGCGGGGCAAGGGCUGGUGCUCCACCAAUCACCGAGCCAGCCCCUGGAAGCGCUGAGCCGUGGCCAAUCGGAACGCAGCGGCUUCCUCCUAGCCUGGCGCGCGAUUAUUUGAAGACGCUCACGGAGCGGCUGGCUAGGCUGAGGAGAGCUCGCGCGGGUCUGAGGCGCAGGAAUUCAAUAAAGAAAAUGGCAGCUCUUACUCCAAGGAAGAGGAAGCAGGAUUCUUUGAAGUGUGACAGCCUUUUACACUUCACUGAAAAUCUGUUUCCAUCACCUAAUAAAAAGCACUGUUUUUAUCAAAACAGUGAUAAAAAUGAAGAAAACCUGCAUUGCUCUCAACAAGAGCAUUUUGUUUUAAGUGCGCUCAAAACAACUGAAAUAAAUAGACUGCCAUCAGCAAAUCAAGGCUCACCAUUUAAAUCUGCGCUGUCCACUGUAUCUUUUUACAACCAAAAUAAGUGGUACCUCAAUCCACUGGAGAGAAAGCUGAUAAAAGAGAGUAGAUCUACUUGUCUAAAAACUAAUGAUGAAGAUAAAUCUUUUCCCAUUGUGACAGAGAAAAUGCAAGGAAAACCAGUCUGCUCCAAGAAUAACAACAAAAAACCACAGAAGAGUUUAACUGCUAAGUAUCAACCAAAGUAUAGACACAUCAAGCCUAUGUCAAGGAAUUCUAGAAACUCCAAGCAAAAUCGAGUGAUCUAUAAGCCAAUUGUGGAGAAAGAAAAUAAUUGUCAUUCAGCUGAAAAUAAUCCCAAUGCUCCUCGGGUUCUGAGCCAAAAAAUAAAACCACAAGUUACACUCCAGGGUGGAGCAGCAUUUUUUGUUAGAAAAAAAUCUUCUCUUAGAAAAUGGUCCCUGGAAAAUGAGCCGUCACUGGGACGCACCCAAAAGAGUAAAUCAGAAGUCAUUGAAGAUUCUGAUGUAGAGACUGUCAGUGAAAAAAAAACUUUUGCGACAAGGCAAGUGCCAAAGUGCUUGGUCCUAGAAGAGAAAUCGAAAAUUGGACUACUGAGUGCAAGCAGUAAAAAUAAAGAGAAAUUAAUAAAGGAUUCAUCAGAUGACAGAGUUUCUUCAAAGGAACAUAAAGUUGAUAAAAAUGAGGCUUUUUCUUCAAAGGAUUCUCUUGGUGAGAAUAAGACAAUUUCUCCUAAGUCCACUGUCUAUCCAAUCUUCAGUGCAUCUUCAGUCAAUUCAAAAAGAUCUUUAGGUGAAGAACAGUUUUCUGUGGGAUCUGUCAACUUCAUGAAACAGACCAAUAUCCAGAAAAAUACUAAUACCAGAGAUACAAGUAAAAAAGCAAAAGACCAGCUCAUCAUCGACGCUGGUCAGAAACAUUUUGGGGCUACUGUGUGCAAGUCUUGUGGUAUGAUAUAUACUGCUUCCAACCCUGAAGAUGAAAUGCAGCAUGUACAGCAUCACCACAGGUUUCUGGAAGGAAUCAAAUAUGUGGGUUGGAAGAAAGAACGUGUAGUAGCAGAGUUUUGGGAUGGGAAAAUCGUGUUGGUUCUGCCACAUGAUCCAAGCUUUGCUAUCAAAAAGGUAGAAGAUGUCCAAGAACUUGUUGAUAAUGAAUUGGGCUUCCAGCAAGUUGUUCCUAAAUGUCCAAACAAAAUAAAAACUUUUCUUUUUAUAUCUGAUGAAAAGAGAGUAGUUGGGUGUUUAAUUGCAGAACCCAUCAAACAGGCAUUUCGUGUCCUGUCUGAACCAAUUGGUCCGGAAUCCCCAAGCUCUACGGAAUGUCCUAGGGCUUGGCAAUGUUCAGAUGUACCAGAACCUGCAGUCUGUGGGAUAAGUAGAAUCUGGGUUUUCAGACUGAAGAGAAGAAAGCGCAUUGCAAGACGACUGGUUGAUACCCUCAGGAAUUGCUUCAUGUUUGGCUGUUUUCUCAGCACUGAUGAAAUAGCAUUUUCUGACCCAACACCAGAUGGCAAGUUAUUUGCAACCAAGUACUGCAACACUCCUAAUUUCCUCGUAUAUAAUUUUAAUAGUUAAAGCUGAUUUCAGUUAUAAAGGAGUUACUAUCUGGAUAAGUUCAAAGAGCUCCUUAUUAUAAAAUACAAACUAUUUAAUAAAUAUCAAAAUAAAAAAUACCGAGACUCACACUCAUACACACACACACACACACACACACGUCACAGUUUUGUUCCUUAUGAGUUGAAAAGUCAGGAAUAAAUUUGUUGAAAAUUAUCUGGGGAUUCAAAGGAAAAAUCUUUGGGUGAUUCACUGAUUAGCACUCUGAAUGUUUAAUUAUGAAACUUUGUAGCUAUAACUGGAAAAUUACCUGACUCUUAUGUAAGAGUAUUAAAUACAAAGUGAUUUUUCUCUAGAAAUGUGACCUGGUCUUUUAUAAAGCACACUCUUAGACCAGGAUUAUCUAAUGCCACAUCAGAAGCAAACAGGCAAAUUUAAACUUGGGCAAGUAAUUUCUGUGCCCAAUUUGUAAAGGGAAUUCCUGAAUUUAUUUUUUUUUUUUAAAUAGAGGCAUGGGUCUCACUGUGUUGCCCAGGCUGGUCUGAAACUUUUGGGCUCAAGCGAUCCUCCCAAAAUGCUGGGAUUACAGUCAUGAGCCACCGUGCCCAGCUUAAUUCCUGACUUCUCUAUACAGAGUCUUCACUUGAUAGGCACUCGUCUGUAGUAACUCAGUUUGAAUAUCUUUAGAAAAUGUUUAGAAUUUAUUUGUAACAAGAUGGUAAGGAAUAAGAUUAUCCCAUAUGCAUUUCUGUAGAGCAGAAUUUUAUAGCUUAAUGUUUAAUCUUUUUGAAAAUAAAUGUUUACCUGUCAUCAGAUUUAAUUAAAAUUAUACUUAGUAAUUGCACUAUUAGUUAAUUUUUGUUGUAUGGAAAUAUUGGUAGUACUACUUUGGGAACCUGUUACUGACAAUUGAUGUCAUUAACAAAAUGCCUAGUUGGAUUAGAUGUUUCAUUUUCUAAUUUUUUGCUUGUUUAAAAUGCACCUUACUUGUUCUGAGAUACCUGGCAAAAAGUCUUUACAAAAUGUAUGGUAAUAGAACCAAGGUUAGUAAAUAUACAUAGGCUGGUGGAUUAGAGACCAUGGAACUGUGUAAAUACACUUAAAUGUUCACACAUUUUUCUAGUGUAAUUCUUGGAUACUUUAAAAAGCAAAACAUUGUUCAAAUUGUUUUGAUUCUGAAAAAUCAUUCAACUGCUAACUGGCAAUAAGACUCUAGGCAAGUCGUUUUCCAGAUUGUAAUUAUAUGUAGAAACUAUUCAUCUGCAUUCAUUUUAUUUGCCUGUAAGUUAACAUGUUUCCAAAAUUUAAAAGCCUGGGUCCCCAAAAGAAUGUGGAAGUAUUAAAAUGUAUGUAAUUAUGCAAACAUUUUAAUGCUAUUUUCUGCACUUAUUUCUUUUAAAUAUUUUAUUUAAAAUUUUUAAUUAACAUUUUGUUUGCUUAAUGCUUUUGUAAUGAAUCAAUUAAAAUUCUUUAUUUUAUACAACUAAA
Molecule: messenger RNA, 3536 nt
Organism: Gorilla gorilla gorilla (western lowland gorilla)
Lineage: Eukaryota; Metazoa; Chordata; Mammalia; Primates; Hominidae
Gene: ESCO2
Product: establishment of sister chromatid cohesion N-acetyltransferase 2
Exons: 11
Coding region: 264-2069 (601 amino acids)
Biological process (GO): mitotic sister chromatid cohesion
Cellular component (GO): nucleus; chromatin
Molecular function (GO): protein-lysine-acetyltransferase activity
Source: RefSeq, a predicted model, not a curated record